GUUAACAAAUUGAGACAUCAUAGCACAUAAAAGGAGCCCCGGUGUGUUAAAGCACUGAGCUGCUGAACUUGCAGACCGAAAGGUCCCAGGUUCAAAUCUCGGGAGUGGAAUGAGCGCCCGCUCUUAGCCUCAGCUCCUGCCAACCUAGCAGUUCGAAAACAUGCCAAUGUGAGUAGAUCAAUAGGUACCGCUCCGGCGGGAAGGUAACGGCGGUUCAUGCAGUCAUGCCGGCCACAUGACCUUGGAGGUGUCUAUGGACAACACCGGCUCUUUGGCUUAGAAAUGGAGAUGAGCACCAACCCCCAGAGUCAGACAUGACUGGAUUUAAUGUCAGGGGAAACCUUUACCCUUAGCACAUAAAAACAAUAUAAAACAUAUCAGCAGCAGUUUAGGGCCUGAGAACAAUAGUUGUCAGGAGUUCAGAGGAUUUGGAUUUGUACAAGGAACUCAGGGUAGGGCUUACUUGAUGGAAUCAGGCAGUUAUAAAAAUGGUGGAGAACCGUGUCAGUAAUAAUACUAAUAUCUAUAGGACAGACACUGUGAUAAAGUGCCAUAGCUGAGGUGAGGUAUAGUUGUUUUGGCUGAGUGUCUUGUAGGUCUACUUACUUAUAUACACCUAGCUAGAAUGGUAGCCAUGCUGGUUAUAGAAUUUUGGGAUUUGCAGUGCAAAAAAUUGAUUUCCCAAGCUCUGCCCCAAAAUCUAUUGCCAGUUGGAUCAUGGUGCAAAAUAAUAUUUAAGAGAAAAUGCCAUAGAAUUGCACAACAAGAAACUCCUAAGCAAUUUGAUGAUUUUUUUUUUUGAGGGGGGUUGUUCUGUGUCAAAAUCUGAUUUUGCACACAGGUCCUUUUACAUACAGAUACUGUUGCUGAAGCUUAAUCUUAGCAGCUUGAUGAAGAAGCAGAGGAAAGGGUUACUUUUUAUUCACUAUUGUGACCUCGGUUGGAUAUCAGUUACUUUUGCUGAUCUGUUAUACUUCCCCUGGAUAUUUCCCAGUAGACCCUGACCUACCACUGGUCCUUUUCUAUUUUGUGAUCAUUGCGUAAAUAAACCCCCCAUCCCUGUCCUGUCCCGGCCAAGAAACCUAUUGGAAUCCUGAGUUGGAAUAGUGGAAGAUAACUCAAUGAGAAGAUUGGUGUGUAUAGGGGCCCAUUGUUUUGCUGGACACCAGAAUCUCCUAGACAUUCCAGAUUCUACCACUUUCUUCUUGGUAGGUUGUCCUUCUUUCUGAUACCUCCAAAGAACAGACGUUGCAUACGUUAAUUCUCGGUGACUCUAAGGAAUGCCAUUCCUACUUAUCUUCUGGUGCUGGACCAUUUUGAUCCAUACAGUCAUCAUAUUUUUCAAGUUUACAUCAAAAAAUAAAGAUGAACUUUCAAAGAAACAGAAAGAUGGUAUGGAAUUGUAGGUCUCAAAUCAAAGGCUCCAUAGGUUCGAGAGAGAGAGACGUUGUUUGGUGUAAUUCCUGAGACUGCGGGCUGCUGUAUCCUUGUCGUGGUGGAGCGGGUAUGAGACGUUUGUACUUGGUUCUGCUAUGAGUAUGCCACGGCUGCCAAACAAGAUGCCCCUGGAGUUUAGGAGUAUGUGUGUGCUGCUGCCAAACCGAGACCAACUCAGCGUGACCGUCGGGGCAAAAGCAACUGGACAAGAACUCUUUGACAAAGUUUGUGACAUUCUGAAAAUUAAGGACCCACACUUCUUUGGCAUUAGUGUCGUAAAAAACAAUGAAUAUGUAUUUAUUGACCUGGAGCAGAAGCUUUGUAAAUACUUCCCAAAGGAGUGGAAGAAGGAAACCAGCAAAGCAACAGAGAAGUUCAGCCCUCCUUUGGUUACUUUCUUCAGAGUACAGUACUAUGUAGAAAAUGGACGAGUCAUAAGUGACAAGGUAGCCCGGCACUAUUACUACUGUCACCUCAGGGAGCAAGUCCUCAGAUCUCGGUGUACAGACAAAGAAGAAAUCUACUUCCUGUUGGCUGCCUAUGGUCUGCAAGUUGAUGUGGGUGACUACCGGGAAGAUUUCCAUAGAGAAAACUAUUUUGAACCCCAGACUUAUUUUCCACAAUGGAUCAUUGCAAAGCGGGGGAGUGAUUACAUCCUGAAGCAUGCUCCAAAAAUGCACCGAGAACAGCAAGGCCUGUCGACCAAAGAAGCUAUCCUGCAGUAUGUCAAGGAAUCAUGCUUGUUGGAAGACGUGCCUGUCCACUUCUACAGAUUGCAGAAGGAUAAGAAGGAGGAACGUCCUACAAUCAUCCUAGGUCUAACCCUUAAAGGGAUGCACAUUUACCAGGAAGUGAACCAUGUUCGCCAACUUCUCUAUGAUUUCCCCUGGUCAUAUAUUGGGAAACUUGCAUUUCUGGGGAAGAAAUUUGUGAUCCAGCCUGAUGGUUUGCCUUCUGCCCGUAAACUGGUUUACUAUACUGGCUGUCCUUUUCGAUCUCGGCAUUUGCUGCAGUUGCUCAGCAACAGUCAUCGUCUAUUUCUUAACAUCCAGCCUGUACUUAAGCAGAUCCAGUUGAUGGAAGAUGCAGAAGAGAAGAAACGAUAUCGGGAAUCUUACAUCAGUGAUACAUUGGAGAUGGAUCUUGAUCCAUCAGACAAGCAUUCACAUGACAGUGGAAGUAGCAGAGGCAGUGAGAGAAACAACCGGUUGUCUCGACAGUCAACAGAUAGCCAUAGCAGCUCACAUACAUCUGGUAUAGAGACUGAUUCAAGACACCGAAUCUCUGUGGAGAUGUCAGUGGAUGAGCCCUUUGUUAUGAGUCGGACCCAUCAGAAAGACCAGUCUUGUAGCUCAAAUAUCAGCUGUGGCAGCUCUGGCAUUGAUAGUGGUGGUAAAGAGAGAGCAGAAGAAGAUUCUCAGGAUGAUGAAGUUGAAUUAGUAGUGGAUGAACCAGAAGAAGUACCAGUGGAUGGAUCUCCAUUGGAAGAAGUGGUUCAUGAAGAGGCUGUUGAUUCUCUUUCGGAAAAUGAUGUAUGUUGCAAAGAUGUUAAUAAGAACCAUCUUUCAGUAGUACAAGUCACAUUAAUAAAGGUGAAAGGCCAAAGUGUGGAAUCCCUUCAGAUUGCGCAGCCCAAAGCUACGAAGUGCCCUGACAAGCAUAGCCAAAGUCUAGAUGACAUUCGUCUUCACAAGUGUCUUCACCCACCACUCAGUGCCACCCUGUCUUCAGAUACCUCCCACAGCUAUACCUUUGGUUGUGCAUUAGAGGACAAACUCGCCAGCUACGGAUGUGUUUAUUCAACAGCUGACUGUAAAACCAAGUCAGCUCUCUAUGGAAAGAGAUCCAUGAACUGUUUGUCUCUGGACCUCUUGGGAGAAGAUCAGCUUCCAGAGGAAUUUGUGGUGUGAUCAACUGAAGAAGCUCUUGGGUCAAUCUGGCUGAACAGCAUCUGUAAACAUGAAAUGACCGCUGGUCUAAUGGGAAAGAGAAGCUGUUCUCUCCCUGUAUCUCUAUACCUCAUAAUGUGGGAAAGCUGCUUUCCUUAUUGCUUGCCCCUCUGUGGUUUAUCUUUUUUUUUAUUCAACAGACCUGAUCAAAGUGCAAGUUAAUAAUUAAAGUACAUCCUUGUCAGUGCUCCAGUAUUGGAGGAGGGCUUUUGAACCAUUGACAAGAAAAUCUUUCUCGCUAAAAUGCCUGGUGGGCAAAUGAUUCACACUAAUGAACACACUUGGCAGACAUACAGCUAUAUUUGCUUACUUUUUUAGACAAACUGGUUUGCUGUAUUGUGGGGUUUCCCCCCACACUGCUUCAUCAUGUGUAAUUCUUUGGAAAAUUGCUUUCCCAGGAUGUACCAUCAUCAACUGUCUGCCUAAUUUAUGCACUGCAAUGGCCUUGUGUCAGAAGCAGUUUUCAAUUUGUAUGUCCAAAUAUUUUGGAAAUAAUAGUGAUACCUAUUGGCAUGUACUUUAACUCCUCAAGAAGCUAUUUGGAUGUCAUUUCCUGUUUUAGCUUUUCCUCUUCUACUCAAAGCCAUUUCCUGCAAACGUAACCAGAAAGACAACAGCAGAUUAUUAUUUGAUACAGGUAGCAUUUUAUACCCGAUUAUUUGCAAGGCGCUGAAUUGUGAUGUAGGGCAACAUAUAAGAAAAUUGUGAGAUGGUUGUUAGAAGUAAAAAUGUCAGAAAUUGCUUACAAAUGAUAAUGCAUGCCAGCAAUUUCUGUAGGACUGCUUCAUGACUUUCCCAGAGCUAUACAAAUAUGACAACUUUCCUUUGGGGUUUAUGGACAGUUCCGUGUGCAUCGGAAACCCAUUGAUUUCACUGAGACAUGAGCAACCUUUAUAGGGUGGUAUGAACAGAAGGUAGGGAAAGAAUCCUGCUAAUUAAGAUUAAUUUCAAAAUUAAUCUUAAUUCUGAAAUACUCCUUAAUCCUAGCUUUGUUUCACCAAGAACGUUGCCUUAACUUUUAUGAACAAUGUAACAGUAUACUUCAUAUAUUUUUAAUAUGCUCCUCCCUCAUGGGCCAAUUAAUACACUCAUGUUCAUCAUUCACUUACUGACUGUACAGACAAGACAGUAUGACCUGCUAGCAUGGAGCUAAAUUUCUCUUUUGAAUUUUUCCAGUACAAAGCAAUGUAUUUUGAGUGAAAGGAGAAGGGUUUUAUGUUUGAAGGAGGAACUCUCAUUGGUUAGCUCAGCAUUGCAUCAUAGUUCUACAUUUGGACCUAAGUUUCCAGGUUCUGCCAAUAGUUUAUUUUUCUGGAGUGAAAAGGAAACCAUUACCAUCAUAGUUUUCCAGUCCUUCCAAAGUACUUCAGUUUCACUCACGGACACAUAAAAAAGUGAAAUGACUCCCCCUCAAAUUGGGUAGUAAAUUUUGAGGCAUGAUUCAAGUCAGAUCCAUUGCCUACCCAUUCAAAUGAGCCCUUUAUCACUACUUCCCAAACUUUCAUUCCAGUACCCAUACAAUUGCUUACAAGUGGAAAUAACCAACACAUUUGACCUAGAAUUAUUUAAGGCUAGCCGAAAUAAAAUAUCAACCUGAAAGGAUUGUCUCUCCUCUCCCUGCCCCCCCCCCCCAUGAUAGAAGUGGAGGACCCAAACAAGCAGCACAAUGUUAAAGCCCCACACAUGCAUUCUUAUCUAGAUCAAGCACAGUUGUACACUUGUUUUUUCUAGUCACACGAUUGUUAAUUGAAUUAUUGGUGUCUUUUCUUGUUUGGCCCCCAGUGUUGGGUAACAAAGAAGCAAAUAAGUGGUGUACAUAACUGAGUUAAACCAUUCUAAAUCUUUCCAUAUAUUUUCAUUGUCUCCUUUAGUUUAGUGUUGCAUUGUUUCAAGUGCAGGUGUGCUUUGAUGGUGAAACUGAGAAUGUAAUUCAAGCAACAUAUGAUUAUCUUAAUAAUAUUAUUCCUUCUUUUUGCAGUAUAAUAUUUGUUUUGUCCACCCCAAGUUUGUUCCCUAGAACAUGUUUUUUCUAGAAUGGUUGUUGCCAUAGAGAUAAAUUAGGGGGUCAAGAAAACCCAGUUCCCACAAAAUUGUAGGGCUGGCAAAAACCAGUAACAUCUACAGGAGUUUUAUUUUAUCUGGCUCCAAACAUUUAAAGAGAAGGAACAGGGGGAGGAGGGAUGUGGAUGAAAGGUUGCUGUUUUGGCACAUUUUAUUUUCUUGCAUGCCUCCUUGCAAAAGGGGUGAGAAGGCAACCACGGGUUCUGAGAACUACCUUUAAAGCAGGUGUCUUUCACAAUCCCCAUGAAAAUAAAUGGAUGUUGCCCUUCUGUAGAGCUUGGGCAGGACCUCUUCCCAGUAGAUUGUGGUUUUUUCUUGCUUUUGCUAGUGUGAGUUUUAGUGAUCCUUGUAAACCAAUUAGUUGCCCUAUAAUCUGUGUAUGGAAAUUGUACUAAUGGUGUUGGACUGCAGUUCCCAAUAUCCUUUCCCAUGUGGUAUGCUGGAAGUUGCCACCCAACAACAUGUAGGGCAUAUUCAUGCUGCACACUUAAAGCUGUAUGGUCCCAUUUUAAUUGCCACAGCUGCAUCCUGUGGAAUGCAGGAGUUGUAGUAUAGUGAGGUACUAGAAUGUUCUGGCUAGAAACUCUAAAUGCACCUUCUUAAAAUGCAAAUCCCAAAAUUCAUAGAAGCCAUGGCAAUUAAAAUGAAAGCAUAAUGCUAACAUGGUGCAAUUUGAAAGGGUUCCUAGAGGGCCCCAUGACUCCAGUCAUCCUCUUGGUAAUUUUAUUUAUUGUAGUGGUUCUCAAUGUGGGGUCCUCAGGUGUUUUUGGCCUACAACUCCCAAGACCACCAGCCAGUUUACCAGCAGUUAGGAUUUCUGGGAGUUGAAAACCAAAACAUCUGAGGACUCACAGUUUGGGAACCACUGAUUUAUUGGAUCUGCUCUAUAGCACCAUCUUCCUCCUGUUUUAACAAAUGCUAACUUUCAUAUCCAUUGUGAGCAUGCAUGAAGCAUCCGUAGCAUCCCUUCCAGUUGUUCCCUUCAAAUGUUGCUCAUUGUUCUAGGCUCUUAGGUACUUUCUCUGCUUUUAACCCAUAUAUUCAUAUUUAUUUUAUUUUAGUAAGUGAAAAAGAAAAUCCUGCACUGUUCAUGUGCCUUGACCCAGUUUUUCAAAACAGGUAUAAUGGGAUAGUGUCCAGCCUGAGGGCUAGCUCUCCCAGGGAGUCAUGGAAUCCAGAAGUGAUCCUGCUAAAUACAGGUUACUUGAAGUCUGAAUGAAUGCUGUUCCCUCACCAUCUUUUCUUUCCUAUUGAAAAGGUAAUUUGAGAAGCUGGACCAACAGUGAUACAAAUGUGUCUUAAUGAAAAUUCUCCAAGAACUGUGACGGUUAUUAUGCAAUUUUCUUUUGAGUCUCAUGAAUAUGAGAGUUCUCUCUCUCAAACACACAUACACACACAUAUAUAUAUAUUGGUUUUCAUCAUAAGGUUCUGUUUCACGUUUGGUUUAGCUGUGGUUUGGAAUUUUUAUUUUAUUUUUAAAGGCUUUUAAUCUACUGAAGAUAUGAAAACCAGCUGUCAAUAUUUGUUCAGCUGUAAGAUACUGGUUGCAGUCACUCCAUUUUUAAUGACUGAUGUUCCUCCUUUCCAUGAAAGGAAAUAUUUUGUAUGGGAAAAACACAUGAACAACACACAUAGAUUGAUUUGUCUGUCUCUGUAUACAUAUGUAAUAAAAAUGGUAGAAAAACA
This is a messenger RNA of Anolis carolinensis (green anole), 7133 nucleotides long. RefSeq names its product FERM domain containing 1 (gene frmd1). The transcript is spliced from 15 exons. Gene Ontology annotation, biological process: positive regulation of hippo signaling. NCBI's taxonomy places the organism in Eukaryota, Metazoa, Chordata, Lepidosauria, Squamata, Anolidae. Bases 1533 to 3347 code for a protein of 604 amino acids. The record is from RefSeq and is a predicted model, not a curated record. Gene Ontology annotation, cellular component: cytoplasmic side of apical plasma membrane; cytoskeleton.